Mytilus trossulus (common blue mussel) is the source of this 4128-nucleotide messenger RNA. Its product is annotated as sorting nexin-8-like. The transcript is spliced from 14 exons. Gene Ontology annotation, molecular function: phosphatidylinositol binding. Gene Ontology annotation, cellular component: early endosome membrane. Lineage: Eukaryota; Metazoa; Mollusca; Bivalvia; Mytilida; Mytilidae. The coding region runs from base 53 to 1660 and encodes 535 amino acids. The record is from RefSeq and is a predicted model, not a curated record. Gene Ontology annotation, biological process: early endosome to Golgi transport; intracellular protein transport.
CCUAUCUUUAUUUUCAAUAGUGGGAGGAUGGUCACAUGAUUACUAUUUUUAGAUGGACAAAAUGUCGGCAGAUCUAACGUUCGGAUCCGUACCGCCAUUUUAUCGAGAGGUGUACGAAAUUUUAUGUCCUAACCAAGAACAGGUUGACGAAGAUCUGCUGGUCAACCUUUUGCUGAAAUCAAGUUUACCAAGAGCGACAAUUACUCAAAUAUGGGAUGCUGUUGACAAUAAAUCAGGAUUUGUAAAUAGAAAUGGAUUGUACAAAGCUUUGGCACUUACAGCUCUUGCUCAGAAUGGGAAAACAAUACAUGAUAAACUAUUGGAAAGCUAUGCUGGUCAAGAGUUACCAAAGCCAUCUUUGGGUGAUUUAGGAGAUUUGAGAACAACUAGUGUCAAAUUACGAAGAGAGAAAAAUCCAAACAUUUUAGGUUACAACUAUAGAGAAUUGUGUGAUUUAGAUGCCAUCAAAGUGGAGCUGAUGCCUGAAAAGAAGGGAAUCAUAUUAAAACAUGUAGAAUACGAAGUUACUAGUCGGAACUACAAAACAACCGUCCUACGUCGUUACAAUGACUUCUUUGCAUUCCAAGAAAUGUUAAUGUUGAGAUUUCCAUAUAGAUUAGUACCGAGACUACCUCCAAAGAAAAUGAUGGGAGCAAAUAGAGAAUUUAUAGAACAGAGACGAAAGUCACUAAGAAGAUUUUGUAACUUAGUAGCCAGACAUCCUAAAAUGUAUGAUGACAAACUAGUCAAAUUCUUCUUGACUUUCAGUGGAUCAGAUAUGACCAACAAAAUAAAGGAGGUAUUCAGAGGAAUCCCAGAUGAGUUUAUGACAAGUAAUUUAGCCAGUAAAGCAAAGGAGUUAGUUCCCAUGGACACCCAACAACAGAUACAGAAUAGUAAAGAGCAUAUGAGAAUGUUAUACAAUGGUGUCACUAAGAUGAAGGAUAUAUCUGAGAAGUUGGUAAUGAGGGCCACUGGUUAUGCCUGUGAUAUGUUACAGUUUGGUCAGGAAUUAAGUUCCUUUAGCAAUGAUGCCACAAGUGUCUCUGCCUGGGCCACAGGUAGAAGUGAAACAUGGCAUCACCUCAAAAAAGGCUUUAAACAUCUGUCUGUGGAGUAUGCAGCAUUAGGGGACAAAGCUGCACAAGAGGCAGGAGAUACAGAUAGUGAAGUUGUAGAGAAAUUAUGUUUAUUUCAAGAUUUACUACUAGCUUAUAAAGAUCUUAAUGACAGACAUGAAAAAGGAGUUUUAAAUGACCACCAAAGAGCAAUAGCAAAAAUGGGAAGUUAUAAAAAGAAAAGAAUGUCAGCAACUGUUAACACAGCCCCUGAGGCAGGGACAGUAGAGCAAUUAGAACAGAAAAUUUUAGAACAAGAAAGUCAGAUAGCCAAUAUGGAAAAUAGAAAUUACUUUAGUUUACAUUGUUUGCAAAUGGAAACACAACUAAUUCAUGCAAAUUUAGAAAUAUUAUACGAUGUACUUGGUGAAAUGGCUGUUAUACAAGCUAAAUCACAUUCUGAGAUUGGAAAAGUAUGGAGUGAAAUAAAACCAAUUGUAGACAAUUUACAUGGUAGAGAUAGUUCAAGACCAAAUUCCCCAACAAGGACCUCACCGAUUGGUUCACCAAUGACAAGCAGUGGAGGAGGGUUGCCCAUGUGAUCAUGUGAUUAUAUUUCAUUCCAGGAGACAUCUGUUUUUGCAAUAAUAUCUAGUCACCUUGUAAACGACUGCUCCCUCAGCAAGACUUAUGAUAUUAUAUUAUCACUGCCCCAAUCAGGAUAUUAACAUAUGGUUAAGUGCUAGAUUCUAUUGAAAGAAUCAAAUGUUAAAUGUAUUCUAAGAAUGUUCAGAAUGCAAAUAACUAGACUUAACAUGCUAAUUUAAUCUUACAAUUGCCUAAUAAUCAAAUAUGAAUGGUUUGUCAUUUACAUGACUUGAUAAUCUAAGGUUGGAUAACUAACACACUGUUAUUAUUUUUUUUACAAUGCAUUCUUAAAACUUGUAUUUUCAUUGAUGAUUUAGAAUUACAAAGAAGCAUAAUUGUUGUACAUUAACAAAUGCUAUUAAAUGGAAAGUUACACCAUUUUUUGUAUAUUUUUUUAAGUUUUAUACCAAUUUACAGAAGGCAAUUGUCUCUGAAAAAAAAAAUUUCAGAGACAAGUGAUUGUGCAAUUCAGGGUUUUUAUGCAGUCUGAUAACUUUAAAAAAUGUUUUUUGUUGGGAGCAUUUUUUUUUAAUUUAUAGUGAGUUAUGAAAGGGUGUUCACUUUCAAAUUAUUAGAGUUUAUUAAUGAUAUUGGGAGGGUGGCACUGCAAUAAUAUAUAUUGAAACAUAUGGUCAUGACAUAUAUUUAUCAAUUUACACAGUUGAUAGUUUUUUUUAACUACUAGACAAUCUUCCAUCUAUUUAUAAUUUAAUUUGCUAAUGAUGGUAGAACAUUUAUGUAUUCUGUGUUCCAUACUAACAGAAAGUGUCAACUUUUAUGUAUUCUGUGUUCCAUACUAACAGAAAGUGUCAGUAAACUGAAGUUUUUCUGCAGUCAUUAUAAUUAUCCAUCUACUUUAAAUACUGAAAUUAUUGUGUGCAUUUACAAUGGCGUAUUUGCCAUUUCAGACUAAAUGCAAUUUUAAUUUUUGCAAUAUUGAAAAAAAUCCAGUUUAAUUCUUUAAUUUUUUUUUUUUAAAUGUGAGUUUUCAUUAUAGUGAUUAUGACCCUGUUGCAUUUUUCGCAAAAUUAAAAUAAAACAUCGCAACUAUUUCUAAAUUUACACUUCCUUCCAUUAAUGAGUUUCAGCUUGUUGUCAUGGUUACAUCACAACUGAAUUUCCUCAAGAAAACUGUUUUAAACAUUAUAUCACAUUGAUAAUGUAUCUGUAGUUUAAACAUAUUUUAUUGUUGAAAUUUAUAAAUGGAUCAAACAAAAGAUUUACAACUUAGUAACAUCUUCUUCAAAGACAUCAAAUAAAUAUUUCAGCAUACAAAAAUGUUAAGUUUAAUAUAACAAAAAAAAUAAUUAUUCUUAUGGUUGUAUAUAUAUUUUUUUAGCUAUGAGAAUGUAUUUUAUCAGUAGAAAAGAAAGAAUUAAAUUCUCAUUUUCAAAAUAAUAAAAUCACUACAUGUAACAGUUUUGUAUACCCAUUAGUAAAAAGAGUGAUUUUAGUAAUAAAAGUUUAUCAAGAUUUUUCUUAAUAUCCUAAAAUACCAUUCUUCACCCAAUAGAUAUAGGAAGAUGUGGUAUGAGUGAAAAUAAGACAACUCUCCAUCCAAAUAAAAAUUUAUAAAAGUAAAUUAUUAGAGGUCAAUGCCUUCAACAAGAAUAUUUAACAAAUAAAUGGUAAAAAGGGAAGUUUCUUAUUUUGUAUUUUAAAUGUCCUUAGUAAACAUAUUAUAUUAUAAUUAUCACUGAACUAGUAUAUAUUUGUUUAGGGGCCAGCUGAAGGACGCCUCCGGGUGUGGGAAUUUCUUGCUACAUUGAAGACCUGUUGGUGACCUUCUGCUGUUGUUUUUUUCUAUGGUCGGGUUGUUGUCUCUUUGACACAUUCCCAUUUCCAUUCUCAAUUUUAUACAUUAUUAAAGAUGUAGUUUGAUUGUUAGGUUAGGCUUUAGCAUUAUUAUCUAUUUCUAUACUGUAAAUUUAAAGAUUAUUGCAAUGUUUUUAUUAUCGCUAAAAAUGGGACAGGGUUAAAUCUCAUUAAUGUAAACUUGCAUUUUGAAAUUUUCAUAUGAAUUAAAACUAGUUUUUUUCUCAAUUUACCAAAAAUUUAAAAUUCACUCUAAUUUAGAAUGACAAAAUCGCAAUUAUAAUAGAUGCACGCGAUAAUUUCUGAAUUUACAGUAUUUUAUUGAAAAAAUCAUGCUCUGUUAUAAAUACAUGUUGGUUUCAUGAGUGUGAUAAUAAUUUGUUAAUCAGGUUAUAUAUAUUAAGCAUGAAAGUUAUUUAAACUUGAAGUUUCAUCGUAAAUGCUGCAGAAGAUGCAGAAUUUUUAUCUUAAUAUAUGUUGCUACAGGGUUGUACUUGUAACAAAUUGUACAUUAAAAACAAUAUAAUUUAAACCAGACCUGUGGUCAGAUGUAUGUACAAACACAAUAAUUGUAUAUUUUUAGAAUCAAAAUUUAUUAUGAGAAGUA